UCCACAUCCAGCUGGCGAGUACAUCCUCUUGCUUCUCUGCCGCCGGUCCACACCGCUACCAGCUCGCCAUGGAUGACGAUAUCACUGCUCUCGUUGUUGACAACGGCUCUGGCAUGUACAAGGCUGGCUUCGCAGGAGAUGAUGCCCCCCGCGCCGUCUUCCCCUCCAUCGUGGGGCGCCCAAGGCACCAGGGCGUCAUGGUAGGCAUGGGUCAGAAGGACUUCUACGUGGGAGAUGAAGCCCAGAGCAAGAGAGGCAUCCUGACCCUGAAGUACCCCACUGAGCACGGCAUUGUCACCAACUGGGAUGACACGGAGAAGAUCAGGCACCACACCUUCUACAAUGAGUUGUUGCGUGUGGCUCCCAAGGAGCACUCCGUGCUGCUGACCGAGGCUCCCCUGAACCCCAAGGCUAACCGUGAGAAGAUGACCCAGAUCAUGUUUGAGACCUUCAACACCCCAGCUAUGUAUGUGGCCAUCCAGGCUGUGCUGUCCCUGUACGCCUCUGGCCGCACCACUGGCAUUGUGAUGGACUCUGGUGACGGGGUCACCCACACUGUGCCCAUCUAUGAGGGCUACACCCUCCCCCACGCCAUCCUACGUCUGGACCUGGCUGGCCGGGACCUGACAGACUACCUCAUGAAGAUCCGGACUGAGCAUGGCUACAGUUUUACCACCACGGCUGAGCGGGAAAUUGUGCGUGACAUCAAGGAAAAGCUGUGUUAUGUUGUCCUGGACUUCGAGCAGGAAAUGGCCACCGCUGCAUCCUCCUUCUCCCUGGAGAAGUGCUAUAAGCUGCCCGACGGCCAGCUGAUCACCAUUGGCAACAAGUGGUUCCACUGUCCAGAGGCUCUAUUCCAGCCCUCCUUCCUGGGCAUGGAGUCCUGUGGCAUCCAUGAAACCACCUUCAACUCCAUCAUGAAUUGUGAUGUUGACAUCCGCAAGGACCUCUAUGCCAACACAGUGCUGUCUGGUGGUACCACCAUGUACCCAGGCAUCGCCGACAGGAUGCAGAAGGAGAUCACGGCCCUGGCCCCCAGCACGAUGAACAGCAGGAUCAUUGCUCCCCCUGAGUGCAAGUACUCUGUGUGGAUCAACGGCUCCAUCCUGGCCUCGCUCUCCACCUUCCAGCAGAUGUGGAUUAGCAAGCGGGAGUACAACGAGUCGGGCCCCUCCAUCGUGCACCGCAAAUGCUUCUAGGCGGACUGUUACUUCGCUGCGUUUCACCCUUUCUUGACAAAAACCUAACUUGUGCGCAGAAAACAA
Molecule: messenger RNA, 1265 nt
Organism: Octodon degus (degu)
Lineage: Eukaryota; Metazoa; Chordata; Mammalia; Rodentia; Octodontidae
Product: actin, cytoplasmic 1-like
Exons: 1
Coding region: 69-1199 (376 amino acids)
Source: RefSeq, a predicted model, not a curated record